AUGGACGAGUACAACCCGGAUAACGUCUUUCGCAAGAUUCUGGACGGCCAGAUCCCUUCCUACAAGGUGCUGGUCAAGCAAGCACUGCCUCCCCCGUCACCUUCGUCACGAAUGGCUGGCACUGUCAACGCGACUGACACUGGCAAUAUCUUCGAGACGGAGCAUGCUUUGGCCAUCCUGGACGCCUUUCCCGCCGUCAAGGGCCAUAGCCUCCUGAUUCCCAAGGGCAACUACGUUAGCGUGGCUGAUAUGCCCGCCGAGGCCGCUGCCGACUUUUUCAGUGCCCUCCCGCGUCUGAUCAACAUUGUCAAGACUGGUACGCAAGCCGAUGCUGUAAACGUUUUCAGCAACGUUGGAACGGCUGCGGGUCAGCUAUUCCUCAUUUCGCCUGAGCCCCCCGCCCCCGUCUUCCCACGCGUGGCUUGCUCGUUGGGGUACAAGGAGCAUGUCUUUCACCCCACAACGUUUCACCCUCAGGUCGUCAUGCACGCACACGUUCACGUGGUGCCACGCAUGGAGGAAGACCAGCUCUUCAAGCUCCCGGCAUCAGGUGGCAUGCUCGCACCCGAUGCUGCCGCCCCGGUGCUUGCUGGCCUGCAUGCUGCAGACCAGUCCUAG
Molecule: messenger RNA, 618 nt
Organism: Monosiga brevicollis MX1
Lineage: Eukaryota; Choanoflagellata; Craspedida; Salpingoecidae
Exons: 4
Coding region: 1-618 (205 amino acids)
Biological process (GO): purine ribonucleotide metabolic process; sulfur compound metabolic process
Molecular function (GO): adenylylsulfatase activity
Source: RefSeq, a predicted model, not a curated record